This is a messenger RNA of Corythoichthys intestinalis (scribbled pipefish), 4052 nucleotides long. It is a transcript of the gene haspin, whose product is annotated as histone H3 associated protein kinase. Gene Ontology annotation, biological process: mitotic cell cycle; protein phosphorylation; intracellular signal transduction. The transcript has 16 exons. Lineage: Eukaryota; Metazoa; Chordata; Actinopteri; Syngnathiformes; Syngnathidae. The record is from RefSeq and is a predicted model, not a curated record. The coding region runs from base 151 to 3669 and encodes 1172 amino acids. Gene Ontology annotation, molecular function: histone H3T3 kinase activity; ATP binding. Gene Ontology annotation, cellular component: nucleus; cytoplasm.
AUCUGAGGAGGGCAGUAAUACGCCAUUUGAGCGUGCAGACCAAAAGAAAGAAGAAGACGUUUAAACCAAAAGCGGGGAACUCAAUAACUACAGUGAGAUUUGAACGAUAUCGAUGCAAAGCUUAAUGCAGAGUAAGCUUUUUGCUCCACAAUGACAACAGCAAAGACAAUAUUUCUGAGGACUUAUGGAAAGAAACGGCGCGAAAUACCUGCCUGGAUCUCACCGCAGGAGUUCAAAGGAGCCUUCGACAGCUCACGGUCAUCGGACGAUUCCUUGUUUGAGGCCGCUAUAUACACGAAACUCAGGAAAAAAGGGCAGGUCUCAGUCGCAGCAGGAGUCAGAACAAGGAGGGAGAAACGACUUUCAUUAACCUCCAGUGACAGCCAAGAAGAUGUGCCCAAUAUGCUAAAAAGUCACAAGAAUCCUCUUCAAAUCAAUACAAAUUCCAGAGCAAAUAAAGGUUCUUGCAAGGAAAAGGUGGUCCGCCCAACUAAGAGGAAAGCCAAAGAGAACAUCAAUUAUGAGAGUAUUUUCAACGUGCCUGUCCCAUCCGUGCCUGAGCCUCCUCCACGAGCCAAGGCAGUCAGGAAGAAAGCACCAGUCUCGGUCAGUUCAGCAGUCACAAUUAGACAUCAGGAGCAGAAUCAUCCGAUGAUCAGGGAGAGUGAUGAACAUGUGCUAUCUUCAGAAAAAUGCCACAAAAGUCCACUUCAAGUUAAUAUAUCUUCCAAUCUUUCUAAUGCAUUGCUGAGCCGUUUUGUGACUUGUCGUCAGCGCCCCAUUAUCACUACAGUCAAAGUCUCAAAAGCAAAAGACGUUGUGUUAGAUUCCUUUGACGACUUCACUUCUGGAGAGGAAAGCCAUCCUCCUCACAGAAAGAAAAAGGCGCAUUUUCCAGUGCUAGAUUCAAGUGUGGAGAAUCCCAGGAAUAACUUGAAUGACAACCCCUUGCAAGACACGCUUAAUCUUUUGGCAGAUAACAGCUUCGGACGGAGCCCCAGGAAGCCCAUCUUUUGCUCUACGCCUUCAGCACGCCUGUCAAGCAAGCGUCCACAUAUUGCUGAACAGUCCCUCAACCCCUCAACCUUGUCUGCCAGUCACAUAGUUGCAAGCUCAUGCCAAGGAGGGAAGGGCUCUGAGAAACCUCCAAAUUCUGCACCACCUUUACUGCUGAACUCAGACAAAAAACAGCAGUCAAGAUGUGGUGAGCCAAAUGAGAAAAAAUGCCCAUCUUUCAAUGAAGGACAUUCAUCUGACCUUUUUGAGGACGGCAAGCUGAAGAAUGAUGUGGCGUCAGAAAGUGAACAUUUACUUCAUGCAGACUGUCAAAAAAGCAACUGUUCUCAGUCCUUAGUGGAAGACUUGCCCUCACUAACUGAAGUUUUGAUGGAGAAGUGCUUGGCCCAGCAUUGCACGGUGAAGGUGAAGAGGUUAGACAGCCUCACAUUGAGUCACCUAUUCUACCAGACUGCUAACUCCUUCUUCCCUUCUGAUAUUAGCUCUGCUCACAAAAGUCCAAUCUCUGAGCAGCAUCCUCUUUUUACUACUUUAUCAUCAACAGAAUUGUCGAACGAAUCUAUUUUAACUGCCACUAAAGAUGAAACUGGUGGGCAGUCAUCCAUAACGAAUCAUCUGGCGUCUGAAACUUCUGAUGUUCCCAUCAUUAUCAUUACGCUGUCAGAUGAAAGUGAUUGCUCAGAGGAGUCAAGAUCUGAACACACUGCAGAAUCCAUUCAGCACACAAACGGCAGCUUUGAUUUAUUCACUUGCGCAAAAUUAACUGCUAUUAGUCCUGAGCAGUUGUCAACAAGGGAACUUGGUGCAGACUGUACAUUUCAAGGAAAAGAUUGCAAGGUUCUGGUUAAACGAUUGGAAUUGGAGGAAAUUAAAGCAUCCAUUUCCCAACUAUCGUCUGCAGGACAAUCAAGAAACGGUGCUAUUGACACAGAGAGUCCCUCUGUGGCAUUGAUCCAAAAAUGCCAAACUGACAAGCUCGCAGUUAGAUUACGGAGGCUGUCUUUAACACAACUGAAAGAGCUUCAGCAAAAACCAUCCACAAAUAUUUCAAAUGUUAACAACGAGGACCUGACAAGAAAGAAACUGGGCAAUACUUGGGCUGAAGCCGACUCAAAUUAUGCUAAAAAUAUUUCUUGCAACGAUGCAGAAAAGGGGACAUCUAAUUUGAACAACCUUGUGAUCUUGGACAAAAGCGAAUCCACAAAACGCUUUAAAUUUGAUCAAAAAACGUCUGGUCUGGUUGGUAAAAAGAGAAUGAGAAGAAGCCUUUCAACAGACCGGACGGCUACCACCCGAAAGGCGUGUGUCAGCGGCCUGAGCAUCAGUCGUUGGAAGAAUGACAGCAAAUUGCGAACGCCGUGUAGGAUAAAGAGGAAGAGUCAAAGGCGAGCUGGCAGCAAUCCUAUCUCGUCUCAAACCAUUGAAAUACAGGAGAUGAAUUUUUCCACCCCGGCAAAGACGUGUCAACUCAACCUUUCAUCACUGCUGGCUGACCUCACACCAUCAACGCAGCACUGGAAUCGACUCAAGUCCGCUCUCUCUAUUCACCGUAAAAUGUUGCUCACGCCGCCAUGUUUUAAAACCCCAGGGCUAAAAGACAUCAGCCAGCUCAUGUACGAUGCAGAUUUGUCAGAUGCAGAUAAGGUGUACACGGAGUGCGGCCAGCAGGGUCCGCUGCCCUGGAACGAGUGCAUUUCCCCUCUUCAGAUGAAACAAUGCGUCAAGAUCGGGGAGGGUACAUUUGGUGAGGUCUUCUCCACCAAGAACUCUUCAGGAGAAACAAUUGCUCUUAAAGUCAUUCCAUUAGAGGGCAGUGACAAAGUGAAUGGGGAAGACCAGAAGUCAUUUGGGGAGAUCCUUCAUGAAAUCAUUAUCUCAAAAGAGCUGAGCAGCCUAAAAGAGAGGCAUCAGAACCAGACCAGCUUCUUCAUUGGACUUAAUAAUCUCCAUUGUGUGAGAGGCUGCUACCCUCCUGAGUUCCUGAAAGCCUGGGACAUCUUUGAUAAGAAAAAGGGCUCAGAGAAUGACAGACCAGAUUUCUUUGAAAAUGAUCAGUUAUUCAUCAUCCUGGAAUUUGAGUUUGGCGGUGUCGAUCUAGAGAACAGCAACGGAAAGUUGUCGUCGUUCGCUGUUGCAAAGAGUAUCCUUCACCAAGUGACCGCCGCAUUGGCUGUUGCUGAGCAGCAGUUGCACUUUGAACACAGGGACCUCCACUGGGGCAACAUCCUGGUCAAAACAACAAAGCAGAAGACUGAAAGGUUCCUCCUCAACGGAGCAGUUCACUCUGUGGAAAGUAAAGGGGUGCUUGUCCGCAUCAUUGACUACUCUCUGUCCAGACUGGAAAUCGAUGGUCUGACAGUGUCCUGUGACAUCUCAAAUGAUGAGGAACUGUUCAUUGGUCAAGGAGAUUACCAGUUUGAUAUCUAUAGAAACAUGAGGGAGGAGAACAGUAACAACUGGAACAACUACCACCCUCAUUCCAACGUGCUGUGGCUUCACUACCUAAGCUCUAAGCUGCUCUCCAUGAGGUACCGUCGAACAGCAGUCAAGGGCAACAAGGAUACACAGAAGGAGCUUGCAGGGUUUCACGACAACAUCUUGCAGUGCACUUCUGCGACUGAAGCACUCCAAACAUGCCCCAUCUUCCAGUAACAUCCCCACCAUAGUAAAAGGAUUGAUAGAUGGAAGUUUAAAAUUUUAGCCCUCUGACCUAGUUCACAUGUGAACUUCGAAACAGCACCACGCACCAAUGGAAGAAUUGAGUACAAAAAACAAAAUAUUUUAUUCAAUUUUGUUCAUUAAGACUUUUGUACAUUUUUGCAUCAAAACAAGCUUCAUUUUGGUAUGGGAAGUGAAAAGUGUUUUGUCCAUAUUAAUGAGGAUCUUGAUUGAAUACAUCAAAUGCCUGCAUAUUUAAAAGAGACACUUGGUUAGCGACAUCGAAAGAUUGGACUUCAAUAAGAAUGUCAUCGUAGUGAAGCAACUGCAGUAUUGAAAAAAGGAAGACUGCUUUAAAAAAAAUAAAAUAAAAUAAA